Molecule: messenger RNA, 2966 nt
Organism: Pogonomyrmex barbatus (red harvester ant)
Lineage: Eukaryota; Metazoa; Arthropoda; Insecta; Hymenoptera; Formicidae
Source: RefSeq, a predicted model, not a curated record
CAUUAACAAUUACAAUUAUAUUUUGACUUUCGUGACAGCCUUCUCUUGACUUUCAUUCAUGCAAUAUCAUGCUUUCUUUUAAUCUUCAAAUUGCGUUAUAAAUGACGUUGACGCGCAUACUUAGCGUAAUCCACGACCAUGUAUGUUUUUUCGCUGUAAAUGCGAAUACUUAACUUUUAGAUCUGUAAGUAGUAUGCUUAUUCAAGAAACCAAAGAGUAAGAAUUUAAUAUAAAAGUAUAGAUUCCCAAGUAAACAUCAAUUUGCAUUAAAAAAUGUUAUUGAUUUGGAAUCAGAAAAAUUACGAAGGGAGAAACAAGUGUUGAAGAGUAAAUAUAUUUUUAUGUGGUGUCUUUUGAUAUGUUGACUACGGAGAAUGUGAAGUACGAAAAAUAUGUGCAGUCCUUCGAGGAAGACGACAUUUUUGACAAACAGUUUCAUCUGAUACGGAAACAUCCAAGCCUCGUUCGCCGGUAUAACUCGAUGGAGUUAGCCGCAUGCUGCACACACUCUCUCACUCUCAUUAUGAACCGAUUCGACGAAGAAAAAACGAGAUAAUUGAACUUAAUACGGCAACAUAAUACGGGUACAUAAUCUCAGCAACAAAUUCGUAUCGUUCACGUCAACAAAAGAGAUGGAAGAAACUGGAGAAAAAAAUAUCGAAAACUCUAUCGGCCCUAUUGAUACGUACGAGUGCGACUUCCUUGUUCUUAACUCGGCUAAAGUUUAAACCCUCAAAGCAAGAUGACAAUGAGCUUGAGAGUGAUCGAGUUCAAUACGAAUCGUCGCCACCACCAAAUAAUUCAUGAAGUCCUAUGUCUUCCAUAGAAGAUUACUCCAUCAUCAGCGAACAUGCCAGUUCUGAAGAAAUUGACCGCAUUGCUCUGCGUAUUAACGAAGAUUUUAUCAAAAACAUUCUCACGGAACACAGAAGACGUAUGGGCUGCAAAUCACAAGUCUGAGAAAAUCUCGAGUCGGACAAAACGAGUGAGAUAAAUACGGAAAUGGUUCCCGCUAUCAAGUCAACUCUAUCUGUCGUUCUGCAUAAGACUCUGACGUCUCUGGAUGUAUUUGAGCGUAGGCUGGACACGUCUCUUACUCUGAGGAAACAGGGAUUCGUCGCGAGUGAACUCGAGCUACAAUUGGAUUUUUGUCCGUUGCUGCAGCACCAGUUGAUCCGGUACUCACCCGAGAAGUUUCUGAAUACCUUUGUGAAGGAUGAUUAUAAAGAAAUUCUGGAGCAUCCUCAAUCUUUCUUACAUCUCAAGUGGCGUAAAAUCCGAAAAUAUUACACAAGAUUAUUUUUCUAUUUGUUUUAUGUGUUGAUCCUUACGAGCUGGGUGAUAAUCGUCCUCGCAUAUAAUUGUUACAACGAGAUUGUUACAACAAAAAUACAUGCACACCCGCCAUUGUGCAAGAAUGCGACCGGGAUGUAUGGCUUUUUUUAUGAACACCGUGUGGCGCUUGAGAUCCAGUGGUAUGCGCUAUUGGUGCUCCAUACUCGAGGUUUGUCGUUCAAAUUUAUUGUCAUUCCCAGUUAUGAAACGGUCAGACAAUUCGUUACACAAAUGGAGAAUCUGUUUGAAUGGUACGUAAUCCUAGAUAUGUUUGCCACUUCCUUCUAUAUAUAUAUGGGAAGAACGUAUACUUGGCAAAGUUAUGUAGGCGCCUGCCUCUCUGGUUGGAGCAAUCUGAUGUUGAUGACCGGGCAAUUACCGGCGUUCGGUGCUUACGUUGCCAUGUUCACCAGCGUGCAGGCACAAGUAUUCAAACUGCUUUUGGCCUAUUUCUGUUUACUAUUAGGCUUCACUGCAAGCUUCUGUGUGAUUUUUCCGCAUUUCAACUUGUUCAGCAGUCCGCAUACGGGUCUCAUUAAGAUUCUCGCAAUGAUGACUGGUAAAGUAGGCUCCGAGGACUUUUCUUUCAAACGACAAAGGCGGCUUUACAAGAACAUCGGAGGAACUUCAUGGAUUCUGCUGCAGAUCUCGGCCCAAAUCCCUUUCGUAUUGUUCCUCCUGUUUGUGACGAUCGUGUUGAUGAAUUUGUUGAUCGGUAUACCGGUGCAUGAUAUUAAGAGUCUGCAAAAAACCGCGGGCCUCGCAAAGCUUGUUCGCCAGACAAAAUUUAUUUACGAUGUAGAAAUUGCGAUUUUCCUGGGAUUUACGCCGUAAACGUUUCGUCAAGUCAAGUGCAUGCGAUGGAUCGCAUUAUUCCUCCCGUCACCUUACGAGCCGUUCCUAACUGUUCGUCCAUUAAACCCCAGAGAGAAGAGAUUACCACGCGAUAUUCUCUCAGCCUGUAAUAAAAUAGCGAAGGAAGGAGAUAGACAGAACAGUUUUCUAGCACGCAAGAAAAGUUAUGGACAGACCUGUUUCACGAAAGCCUAUCUGAAAGCCGACGCGCAUCGUCAAUGUUGCAUGUUUAACAACGACACGUUGCAACGCGAUUGCAACAAAUUCAAAGAUGACAUCGCGGAACUUAAGGGAAUUUGCGAAAAAAGUCAAAUUUUUCUUCAAGAACUUAUAAAAAGCGCAAAGUAAUAAAAUAAAUAAAUAAAAUUGCCAAUCAUAAGACGUUGGAAAUAUUUGGAAUUCACAACCAUUCGAAAUUUAAAAUUCGAUUACGAGGCAACGAUAAGAGAUUUUAAAACUUGGGACUUAUAGAACAUGGCAUCGAUGCAUCAUGAAUAAUUAAAAUGUCACGAAUUAAUUAUCGUGUUUAUCUUUUAUCUCUUCCAGCAAGCAUUUUGCUAUAUAAAUUUGCUUUGCUUACGAGUUAUUGCUUGAGUUCUGUGAUACAAAUGGUUGUGUGCAAUAUCAGUUGAAUUUAAUUCCAUCCAUUUUCAUAUAUAUGAAUUUUUUUGAUAAGCAUUAGAGACUUGCAUAAUUUUAUGCAUAAUAGAUUCUGUGUUUAAAUAAUUAAAGUGUUUUGCUUUGCCGCAGUAGUUGUAUGAAAUCCGAAGAAAAAA